AUGGAUUGUCUCGUGGACAAUACACCGUUCCAGAUAACUUCAACGACCGAAUCAGUGAACACUUCAAAAAUGUCCAUGACGGAUCUUCAAGUGGAAAAACAGUAUUCAUUCUGUGGACUGUCGUUGCGUUGCGCUACACAGUGCUGUACGUGUGCGCAAGCGCUGAUAUGUCUCGUACUUGGUGUACUCUACGGUUCACUAUUGGAACCAACGGUGAUACUUAACAUACUCGUUGGGAUUCAUUUCGUUUGUGCUGCGCUAGCACUGAUUUUUCUCGGAUUUUGUUUCAUUAAGAGAAAAUUCGGAUCAUUCUAUGAAGUCCUUCUACAUGCGUACCUACUCAGCAUCCUGUUAAUGGGAUUGACCUCUUUGUUUGCUGUCAUGUACCUCCCGUUGGCAUUUCUACAGCAAUCGCAUUCGUUUGGAGAAGGCAUGCAUUAUCUUUUUCUCUUCGUCUUAUCCGGUGGAAUGCUUACACUUCAAUUCAUGCAAAGAAAUCUCGUCGAACAGAUGUUACCAGUGAUGGAACAUUGUUUUGUGUGA
Necator americanus (New World hookworm) is the source of this 543-nucleotide messenger RNA. RefSeq lists its product as uncharacterized. NCBI's taxonomy places the organism in Eukaryota, Metazoa, Nematoda, Chromadorea, Rhabditida, Ancylostomatidae. The transcript is spliced from 5 exons. Bases 1 to 543 code for a protein of 180 amino acids. The record is from RefSeq and is a predicted model, not a curated record.